AUGAAAUCAACUUUUACGAGGUCUGCUUAGAGAAAUCUUGAAGAACAACCAGUUAGUUCUUAAUUCAAAGCAUCCUCUCAGUUACAUGCUGCUCUCCUUAAUGAGUAUAAGAGACCUGAAAAUUCGUCUAUGCCUAAAGUCACACUUACAUCCACAGGGAAAGACGCAGUCCGAUAAGCUAGACUCGAAAAAGAAGUCUAAAAAUUUGAAUAUACUUUGCAAUCUGAAGUUGCUUCACUGCCUAAACAUCCUGCACCGAUAUAUAGAGAACAAACAAAAGUAAGUUAUCAAAUUUAAUAUCAAGUUACUUAUUGAAAGGUAAAAGGAUAAUAGAAGAGAAAAGCAUCUGAAGUUUUGUGAUGAAUUUGAGAAAUGGGUCAAUCGUCUAAAUAAAAAUUUAGAAGAGGCUUAUAAAGAUAUUAAAAGAGAUAUUACAGAUUUCUUUUCUGAAUCAGAUCAAUAGAUAACUAGUUAUUAUUAAACACUUACUGAUGAAGCUUUGCUAAAAAGGGAAAUUGAAUUUGUGGAGAGUAUCCAUUCGACAGUUAAUGCGCAUAGAGAAAAAAGGGAAACCAAAGUCAAUGCACUUGAUAAACGACUAGAAGACUUAGAAAAAGAGAGAUUUAGAUCCUUAGAACUAUUCUGUAAUAGGUUCUAAGAAGGUCUAAUUGAUGUGGCAUUUCAAUUAGAACCAGAAAUAACCGCGCAUGUGGAUGUAUGAGCUCUUAUUAUACACUCAGACUUUCAGAGAAGCGUUUCGAAAGGUUGUGGCAGAGAAGAAAGCAGAUAAUUAAAUCUAUUUUCAAGAGGUCAAUAGACAACAUCAAGAGACAUUCAAAUUGUAUGACGAGACACAAUUUUAGAAAGAAUAACAGUGGAGAGAUUUAAAACAUUAGCAUUACAUUGAUGAAUUUAAUAUUGAUAUUUAGAAAUUAGAAUAUGUAUAUCCUGAUGAAAGAACAUAAUUAUAUGAUAAUUUUAGAAAAACUUAAAAGGAGAUAUUCAGAGAGAGAAAAUAAUUACUAGAGAAGCUAAAUUCUAUUGAUAUGGCGGCAUUAACAAAAACCAUUGUUGAAAAGUGGAUAGAUGAAACUAAAUCAUAUAAUGAAUUAGCAUCAUAAACUAUAGAUGUUUGUUGUAAUAAUUUAUUAGAAGAGACUAAAAAGACCCAUGCCUAUUGUAUGUAACGAUAUGAAUUAAUCAAAUCAUAAUUAUUGUAUGCUGGGGCUAAAUCAGAAGAAGAAUUAAAUUAACUAUUAGAUGAAUAAUUCCUGCCAUAAGUAAAUAGUCUCAAUCAAUCAGCUAGAGAUUUAAUGAAAUAGGCAAUUGAUUACUAUGAGAGAAUUGAUUAAUAAUAGACUGAUAUACUAACUAAUUUUGGCUAAUUUUUUAUGAAAAUAGCAUAGAAGAAUGAUGAAUACAAAACUGAAAUGCAAUUAUUAAUGCAUAAUUAUGAAAUCCAGAAAGCAUAAGCAGCAGAUAAAAAUGAUGAAGUGUUAGAGGAACUGACCAAAAAAUUGAAAGAAGAUAAACAAAAAUUAACAGAAGCAUUGCAUCACCCUCGUUUGGAAGAAUGCUUAGCCUAAUGCUAUAAGGAUUUGGAUUUAUUCGGAGAAGAAUAUGAAAGAUUUCAUUAAGAUAAUUUGGCUAUAGCUAAUUAACAUCCGAACAUAAUAAGAAAUAAGCAUUAGACGUUUGAAAAAUCAGUGUUAAGCAUUUUUGAACUAGUUGAUCCGCAAAAGGAAUAAUUCUUAUAGGAGAAAUACAGAAAGAUAGCUGAAACCAAAAUAAAAUACAUAAUUGCUAAGGAAGAAUACAACAAGAAGAUAGAAGAAGAGAAGCUAAUAGAAGAAGCCAAGAAUAAAAAAGGUGGUAAACCUCCAGCUACCAAACCAAAAGAUCCAAAAAAGUAUUAAUAAGAAAAUAUCAUAGAUUUUAAUAAGAAUUAGAGGACAGAAUGAAAUAAUUAUUAAAAGAAUAACCUCCUUAAGAAGUAGGUAAAUAUCACAGUGCCUUAGAUUAAUAAUUUGUUUAGUUUAGAUCUACUAUAGAAAUUGCAGAACGUAUGUACGUUCCACCUGAUGAAAUGGAACAAGUAUUAGCUAAAGAGAAGUUAGAGGCUGAUGAUAUUGAAUUACAUUUGUAAUAACAAAAUGCUCCAAAGGACCCUAAAGCAAAACCUGCAGUUCCUCCUCCUAUUGAAUUACCUAAUUAUGUUCCAGAGGAGGAUGCUCCUAAGAAAGCGGUCGAUUUUGCUGAAUAACCUCCUAUUAAUAUAUUAAAUUAGGCUGUUUUAGAACAGGAUGCAGUAAUAACAAUUGACUAUUUGUCAUCAUUAUUGAAUCAAGCGCAAUAAAAGUUGUUUGAUUACAUAGCAAAUUGUCUUAACCAUUAAAAUCAAUAAGCUAAUGAAAGUGACCAUGAAUUUAUAAAAUAAUCUGAAAAUUAUAGGGAUGAAAAAUAGGCUUAAAUUCAUCCACAAAAAUAAGAAAUCAAAAACACCAUAUAUGAUCUAAGAAGUCAAUAAAUAACUAUGCAUAAAAAAAGGUGAUAUUAAAUUUUAAAUUAAUUAGAUAUGAACGAUANUAUUAGAUGAAUAAUUCCUGCCAUAAGUAAAUAGUCUCAAUCAAUCAGCUAGAGAUUUAAUGAAAUAGGCAAUUGAUUACUAUGAGAGAAUUGAUUAAUAAUAGACUGAUAUACUAACUAAUUUUGGCUAAUUUUUUAUGAAAAUAGCAUAGAAGAAUGAUGAAUACAAAACUGAAAUGCAAUUAUUAAUGCAUAAUUAUGAAAUCCAGAAAGCAUAAGCAGCAGAUAAAAAUGAUGAAGUGUUAGAGGAACUGACCAAAAAAUUGAAAGAAGAUAAACAAAAAUUAACAGAAGCAUUGCAUCACCCUCGUUUGGAAGAAUGCUUAGCCUAAUGCUAUAAGGAUUUGGAUUUAUUCGGAGAAGAAUAUGAAAGAUUUCAUUAAGAUAAUUUGGCUAUAGCUAAUUAACAUCCGAACAUAAUAAGAAAUAAGCAUUAGACGUUUGAAAAAUCAGUGUUAAGCAUUUUUGAACUAGUUGAUCCGCAAAAGGAAUAAUUCUUAUAGGAGAAAUACAGAAAGAUAGCUGAAACCAAAAUAAAAUACAUAAUUGCUAAGGAAGAAUACAACAAGAAGAUAGAAGAAGAGAAGCUAAUAGAAGAAGCCAAGAAUAAAAAAGGUGGUAAACCUCCAGCUACCAAACCAAAAGAUCCAAAAAAGUAUUAAUAAGAAAAUAUCAUAGAUUUUAAUAAGAAUUAGAGGACAGAAUGAAAUAAUUAUUAAAAGAAUAACCUCCUUAAGAAGUAGGUAAAUAUCACAGUGCCUUAGAUUAAUAAUUUGUUUAGUUUAGAUCUACUAUAGAAAUUGCAGAACGUAUGUACGUUCCACCUGAUGAAAUGGAACAAGUAUUAGCUAAAGAGAAGUUAGAGGCUGAUGAUAUUGAAUUACAUUUGUAAUAACAAAAUGCUCCAAAGGACCCUAAAGCAAAACCUGCAGUUCCUCCUCCUAUUGAAUUACCUAAUUAUGUUCCAGAGGAGGAUGCUCCUAAGAAAGCGGUCGAUUUUGCUGAAUAACCUCCUAUUAAUAUAUUAAAUUAGGCUGUUUUAGAACAGGAUGCAGUAAUAACAAUUGACUAUUUGUCAUCAUUAUUGAAUCAAGCGCAAUAAAAGUUGUUUGAUUACAUAGCAAAUUGUCUUAACCAUUAAAAUCAAUAAGCUAAUGAAAGUGACCAUGAAUUUAUAAAAUAAUCUGAAAAUUAUAGGGAUGAAAAAUAGGCUUAAAUUCAUCCACAAAAAUAAGAAAUCAAAAACACCAUAUAUGAUCUAAGAAGUCAAUAAAUAACUAUGCAUAAAAAAAGGUGAUAUUAAAUUUUAAAUUAAUUAGAUAUGAACGAUAUGCAAAGUAAUUAGUAGAAAGGAUUGAUGAUCAAACUGAAUAAAUCAAUUUAUUAUUGGAAAGUGGAUUAUUGGAUAUGAAAGAUUACAUUUAAGAGUAGCAAACUCUUAAAAACAAUUUACAAUCAGCAACUACUUUAGCCAAAUUAUAAGGAAUUCAAAAUACUGUUAAAGAGAACUAUUUCAAAUUUGGAGAAAGUAAAUAAUUGAUUUAUCGUAGAAAUAAAUGAUUUGGAAUAAAAAUUAAGUUAUUUGGCAAAUUAAGAAUUGGAUGUGUUAUUGCAAAAAAAUAAAGACUUUAUGAGAGAUUGCAAGCCAAAUGAAUAUUUUAAAGAAGAAUUAGAAUGGUAUCAAUAAAUGAUGGAUGAACAUAACGCUACAAUUGUUAAGCAUAAAGAGAAGAGAACAUAAAGAUUAGAAGAAAUUAAGAAGGUGUUAACAGCCAAAAGAUAAGAAUAAUUGGAUAAGUUUGAAUAAGAAUACAUUGUCGCUGUUGAAGAUUUAGCAGCUAAGGAUGGAACUGGAAAGAAGUAUGGAAGACCUAAAAGAAUAGCUUAAGAAAAAUUAAGAACAGAAAUGACUAAAUGUGAAAAGGCAUAAGAAUGCAUUAAUUUGAAAAUACAAGAAUUGAAGGAUCAUUAUGAUUUAUUCAAAAAAAAAUAAGGUGACUAUUUUGCUAAUCUUGACCCUUCAUUUUCAAUUAAAAUUAGAAAAAUAUUAAGUGGAGCAUUGGUUUGUAUCAAAAGGUAUGCAACUCACAUCGAAGCACUUAAACCAGAUAAUAAAGUUAUAGAUAUGCCAAGGAGCACAUGGAAGGAAAAUAAAUUUGAUACUAUUUUAGAGAACGAAGAGUAAUAAGAAGAUAAAAAAAUAAUUGAAAAUGAUUUAGAAAGUAUGGGACCAUUAUUUUAUACCGAAAAGAAACUAUAGGAAAGUUUAAUUGAGAUUGAAAAAAUAAUUAAAGAAGAAGCAAUUAAAAUUUACUCUGAUAAAUAGAAAUUCUUAACAGGAGCUGAUAAAAUCCCAGAUUAUCUUAGAGCUUAUAUUGAGAAUAUGUAAAGGAAUAUGAACGAAUUCAGAAUAUAAUCUAUUAGAGAACUCAGAAAUGCAUGUGAAGAAUUAUCAGAAAUGUCUCCAAAGCUUAGUGAAAUGAUUUUAUUCUCAAAUCAUUAAAGAUGGAUUUUCACUUUGUAAAUGAUUAACUCGAAUUUAUGGAAUGAAUUACAAUAAGAAUAGAGAAAAUAAGAGAAUAUUAAAAAGACUCAUUAGAAAUAACUAAGACCUAAUUUAGGAAAUCCAUAAUUAAAAGACGAAUUAGAUGAUCUUAAAUCAAGAGAAUCAAAAAGACUUUCUGAUUUUUUGGAAUUAUUAUCAAAAUAUUAAGUAACUCUUUUUGAUGAGAAUUUUAAUUUAGGAGAUAAAUAUUUGAAAGCUGCAAGUUAAAAUUUUGAAUUUCUUUUGCUUAUUUAUGAUUCGCUAUUGUUAUUCGAGGAUUUUAUUAAAUUACCUGGAGAUGAAUAAAUACAAAAGAAGCAUUAGAAUUUAAAAGUUUCUUUGAGAUAGAAGUAAAAUGGUUAAAUCAUAGAUACAAAUUCAGAAAGAUCUCUAAGUAAAACGUGGGAAGGUGUUUAAUUGGAAAUGUUUACGAUAGGGGAUAGAAUUAUUCAAUAUAAUUGGCAAAUCAAUUAAGUAAUAAAGGUAGAUCCAAAGGAUGCAAAAAAUAAAGCUCCAGAAGUUAAGAAACCUGCUGCAGGAGGAAAGCAAUAGGAAAUUGAAAAACCCGUUUAGACUACUACAACGUAUUCUAUAUAUAAAAUAACUUUAGGCCAUUAAAAUCAUUUAAAACUUUCAGAUAGAUAUCAGCCAAACAUGAGUUCUUUAAAUCAAUAAAUGAAUUUGUAAUAGAAUAUAAGAGAUAAGUUGAUUAUACAAAAGACUAAAUAAAAUUACUUAGCGAAAGAGAGUUAAAGUUCCAAUUCAAAUGGGAAUAAAGCAUUGCUUCUUUGUGA
This is a messenger RNA of Paramecium octaurelia, 5925 nucleotides long. Lineage: Eukaryota; Ciliophora; Oligohymenophorea; Peniculida; Parameciidae. The record is from the annotation of a GenBank genome assembly.